AUGGCAUUUCCCAUUCCGGGACUUCACCGUAAAACCCAGACUAACAAACUCCCGUCGCUAAUGGAAGCCCGUAACGAAAACGAGCACGUCAUCGACAUUGCCAGCAGCAGCAGCAGCAAUAAUCAUCAUUCCCCCUCAGUUUCGUCCAACGAGAGGCUGCCAGGUGGCGAGCCUUCCACGAGCUCGAGAAACCCGGUCUAUCAGACCUCGAGGAAUUCGUCAUUAGCCCGGAGAGCUAACAGCCGUGGCCGCCAGAGGAGCCCGUUGAAUUCUGCUGUGUGGAUAUCUGUGGAGUUAGUUCUUACGGUUAGCCAGAUUAUUGCGGCUGUUGUGGUUUUGUCGCUUUCGGAGCACGAGAGCCCACGGGCCCCAUUGAGGGCUUGGAUCGUGGGCUAUGCGUCCGGUUGUUUCGCGAUUCUUCCUCUUCUGUACUGGCGUUUUAAGCACCGGAACCAGGUUCUUGAACAGGAUGGGGCCCAGCGUGUAGAUUCUUCUUCACAGGGAUUGAAUGGUAAUAAUGGUGGGCUCUUGACUAGGAGAGUCAUGGAAGGGGAGGAGCGUCGAGCAAAUGGUGCAGUAAUCAGAGGCAACCAAAGUAAUGGAUUAUUGAACUCGAGGCUUAAGGUGUUUGUUGAGUAUUUCAAGAUGGCUUUGGAUUGCUUCUUUGCUGUCUGGUUUGUUGUUGGCAAUGUAUGGAUUUUCGGAGGGCACUCAUCUUCCAGUGAAGCUCCCAAUCUGUACAGGUUGUGCAUAGUAUUUCUAGCCAUCAGUUGUAUCGGUUAUGCAAUGCCGUUUAUUCUGUGCACGACAAUCUGCUGUUGCCUGCCGUGUAUAAUAUCUGUUCUUGGCUUCAGAGAAGAUUUUGCGCAUAAUAGAGGAGCAACUCAAGAGUCGAUUAAUUCCCUGCCGACUUAUAAAUUUAAAAUAAAGAAAAGUCGAAGCUCCAAUGAUAAGGAGACUGGUGGAGGAGUCGAGGGUGGGAUAGUGGCUGCCGGGACAGAGAAAGAGCGUGUGAUAUCAGGAGAAGAUGCU
Messenger RNA from Striga asiatica, 1032 nucleotides. NCBI's taxonomy places the organism in Eukaryota, Viridiplantae, Streptophyta, Magnoliopsida, Lamiales, Orobanchaceae. The record is from the annotation of a GenBank genome assembly.